Messenger RNA from Daphnia pulex (common water flea), 4406 nucleotides. RefSeq names its product Bloom syndrome protein homolog. NCBI's taxonomy places the organism in Eukaryota, Metazoa, Arthropoda, Branchiopoda, Diplostraca, Daphniidae. Gene Ontology annotation, molecular function: ATP binding; four-way junction helicase activity; nucleic acid binding. The record is from RefSeq and is a predicted model, not a curated record. Gene Ontology annotation, biological process: double-strand break repair via homologous recombination; DNA replication. Bases 383 to 4327 code for a protein of 1314 amino acids. Gene Ontology annotation, cellular component: cytoplasm; chromosome; nucleus. The transcript has 19 exons.
UUAAAUGUAUGUAAGCGGGAAAUCGUCUGCUACAGCUUCUUGUUCAAGUUUUUCAGCGUGAUGAAGGUUAACCUAACUUGGUAGACAUUAGACAACUAGAACUAAAGAUACCAAAUAGACAUAUUUCAAUAAUUCGAUUACAAUUUCUUUUGCAUAAAAGUGGGAAUUAUUCUUUACUCGAUUACAUUCGUAACCAAAAUUGACCCUCAACCAGUUUAGAGUUUACAAUGAUAGUUCCAUACACUUUUGUGAACUCCCUUCAAAUUGUGUUAAACGUAUGAAAUCUUGAAAAGCUACGUGGAAUCCUACGUGGACAGCGAAGUGAGAAAAAUUCACUAGCUACAUUGUACUUGUAUCAGGAUUUAAGAGAUUUUCUAGCCAGAUGGAAAAAUACCUUCUUCCUCGUGCUAACAAACUCAAACUCAAUUCAAGCAUCAACAAUACCUCUACAAUUACAUCUCAAAGUUUGUCAAAAACAAACAAGAAACAUUCAGAUGUCUGUGACAUUAAAUCACAUGAUGAUUUUGAUCAAGAUUCCACCCCCAUUGAGUCUAAAUCCUCUUCAGCCAAGGAAGCAAUUCAAGUGCCUUUCAAAAAAGAGCCCAAUCGAGAUAAAGGGAAAAGUUUAAUAACUAAAAAAGCAGAUUUUAGUAUAGGAAACCUUGAUGGAAAAUUCUGGGGAGACUUUAAUGAUAAGGAUGAAGAUAAUGAUGUGGAUGAUUCGUGCGAUCAUGCUUAUAAUAGUGUACUCAGCACUUCGCCUGUAGUUAAACCUAGAACAUCAAGCAAUUUAAAAUCAGCCAAGGAUAAUAUCAGCAAGAAAACAUCAAAUAAAGUCGAAGACAUGAGCAAAGAUUUGUUUGAAGACGAAGAUUUCAAUUUUGAUGACGCUAUUGAUGUUAGCCAUCUUGAAGAUGAUUAUAAAGAUAAUUAUAACAAAAAUUCGGAUCAUGAGACUACUGAUCUUGAACAAUCGGUUGAAGUUAUCGAAAGCCAACUACGAAUUGUGUUGGAUACAGAAGAUUGGUUUGAAACUGCCAAAGAACAGGAUGUCUCCAAUGUUUCGGACGCAUUAAGACGAGAAGUAGAUACGAAAAUUGUCAACCUCUUGGAUGCUUUAUACCCUCUGUCUGAAAGUUCUAUAUCAAAUGACAUGGCCGUUACUCUCUUAAAUCAACUCGUGAAAUUUAGGCGUAGUCUUCAAAAUGCCCAAGUUCCUUCUUCUAAUUCCAAACCAUCAACAUCAAAUUCUCAUUCAGCAUCGCAUCCUGUUAAAAAGAACCUGUUGAAAAUUCAACCCAGCGCCCCACCUCAAAAUGCAUCAAGAUCUUCAUUUGAUCUUGAAGACGAAAACUCCAAAUCAUCUGCUGAAACCUCAAUCUCAAGGGCAAGAACUCCUGUCGAAACUGCACCAACGGCUUUUAUCUACCGUACACCUACCGCGAGAAUACUUUCAAACCAAUCCGCGGUGAAUAACGGACCAUUGAAUUCCUCGAAUAGUACAGACAACUCUCGAAAUGCAACGAGCUCAGGGCCCUCCACGGGUGCCACUUGGAAUGGUAGUUCAAACAGUUACAAUCCUUCCCUCAACAUAACGCCCAGUACAAGUGCAAAGAGUGGCUCGGUUCCAGUAAUCAAGAAAUCAGUUAUUCCUCUUCAGCAAGUUGCAGAGUACGAUCCGCCCUUCGAUGAAGAUUUGAUCAGUCAGAUUUAUGAUGAGGACGAAAAAGAAUUACAGGCUGCUGAGGGAUAUCGUGCAGGAACCUCCUCCUCAAUACCGUUUAAUGCAAACUAUACACCCCUGAAUAUUCGCUCGUCGAAUGUAGCUGCUGGUAAAUCUACGCCGUAUUCUACACCGACCGUCACUAUUGCUGAUGAUUCGCCGCUGAAAGAGUUCUCAUCUACUCCAUCUAAUUCUACUCGAUUUCCUAAGAAGGACUUCUCUUCUACUCCGUCCAAUAGUUCUGCUCGUUUUCAUGGCAACGUCCAAAAUGAUGGUACAUCUGGCGUGUUUGACGGUUUCGGAUUUGAACACAGCGCAAACCUAAAGAAGACAUUUCGUGAGCGCUUUGGUCUCCAAGAAUUUCGACCAAACCAACUUCAGGCUAUCAAUGCUGGCCUUUUAGGGAACGAUUGUUUUAUUUUGAUGCCAACUGGAGGGGGCAAAUCGUUGUGUUAUCAGCUGCCCGCGUUGGCCACUCCGGGUGUUACAAUUGUCAUCUCACCACUUAAAUCACUCAUUUUCGAUCAAGUCAACAAGCUUAAAUCACUGGAUAUUCCGUCCGAACAUUUGUCUGGAGACAUGUCAAAUGCCGCUCAAGACACUAUUUAUGCAAGGUUGUCUAUGAGAAAUCCAGAUAUUAAAUUACUGUAUAUAACUCCGGAAAAAUUGAGUGCAAGUAUGAAGCUUCUGAAUGCUUUACACGCUUUGAAUGGAAGACAACUUCUAGCAAGGUUUGUCGUCGACGAAGCUCAUUGUGUUUCGCAGUGGGGCCACGAUUUUAGACCUGACUACAAGAAAUUGAGUGUUCUCAAAGAAAAAUUCCCAACUGUUCCCACUAUGGCCCUAACAGCAACGGCCACGCCACGCGUCCGCUUCGACAUUCUCCGGCAGUUGAAUAUGAAGAAUCCAAAAUGGUUUCUUUCCUCUUUCAAUAGACCUAAUUUAAAAUAUUGUGUCCUUCCAAAGAAAAUGAAGGCAGGCGUGCUAACAGAAAUAGCUGAACUUAUAACAAAGCGAUUCGAUCGAAAGAGUGGUAUAGUUUAUUGCUUAUCGAGAAGAGAGUGUGAUGAAGUUGCACAGUCUCUUCAGAGCAGUCGUAUCAAAGCCAUUUCGUAUCAUGCUGGUUUGUCGGAUGAGGUGCGAUCAGAAUCUCAACUGAAAUGGAUCAACGGAACUGUGCAGGUUGUCUGUGCCACGAUUGCCUUUGGUAUGGGUAUCGAUAAACCAGAUGUCCGAUUCGUGAUUCAUUUCUCUUUGCCUAAGUCCAUCGAAGGAUAUUAUCAAGAGUCAGGUAGAGCUGGCAGAGACGGGGAAUUAUCUCAAUGCUACCUAUACUAUUCUUACAAAGAUGUUCUUCGUAUGCGUCGCAUGAUCGAAAUGGAUCGCGAAAAUUUUGCCGCCAGACAGACUCAUAUUGAUAAUUUAUGGCGAAUGGUUGCUUUCUGUGAGAACAAAACCGAUUGUCGACGCAGCCUGCAGCUAGGUUAUUUUGGCGAACAUUUUGACAGUCAAACGUGCAAGUCUAACACAAAAUCAGUCUGUGAUAAUUGUGAUAGUGAGGUCGAAUAUGUUCAAAUAGAUGUAACUGAAGAUUGUAAAGCCAUCGUCGCAGCCGUCGAUUCGUUGUGUGGCAAAACCGGCAAAUGGUCAAACAACUACACACUUAAUCAUUUUGUGGACAUUUUCAAAGGAAGCGAAUUGAAAAAAAUUAUGGAUCUAGGUCACAACAAACACAGUCUUCAUGGUCGUGGGAAAACAUGGCAAAGGAACGAUAUUGAACGCCUCAUGCGAACAAUGGUCUUGAAUCAUUAUUUAGAUGAGGAAUUGGUUAUCAGCAGAGAAGAGGUUGCUAUCGCAUACCUCCGUGUUGGCACUAAAGUUCCAGAGAAGGUGAAAUUUUCCAUCACAAAGAAGUCUGGUGGUAAAGGAAAAGACCAGCUGGCUACCACAAGUUCUGUGGUGUUGCAAAGUGAUCCUGAAAUGGAAAAUUUGGAGCAACAAUGUUAUGCCCAACUACUUGAAUGUUGUAAAAAAAUGGCUGCAGAAGCUAGGGUCAACUACACUACUAUCAUGAACUUGCAGGCACUCAAAGAAAUGUCAAAGCGCCUUCCUGAAACCGAAGACGAUAUGAUGUCCAUCCCUCAUGUCACAAGAGCCAAUUAUCUAAAAUAUGGAGACAAGCUUAAGGAAAUCACUAGCAGUUUCAGCGCUACAAAAGCCGUGAUGUUAUAUGAAAGAAAUGGUAAUGAAACCGACGAUGAUUUCACUGAUCUCAAUCAAAUUAUGCCGUCGGACGAAAUCGGCCCUGAAUGUUCCGGUACCACAGCACAGAAUUCAUCGCCGUACUUUGGCGGUCGAAAGAGUGGUAGUGGGUAUAAACGGAAACGCGGCAGUUCAAAAGCUGGUGGAGGAACUAAGUUAACAAAGAAGGGAAAAUGGUUGUCGAAGACGGAUGGCAGUAAGAGAGGUUCAUAUUCGGGUAACAAAUCUUCAGGGUCGUCCUAUAAGAAAACCAGCGCAGCGCCACAAAGAAGUACAUACACCGCAAGCAAGGGACAAAAUAACCUUUUGGAACCGCCGCGUCCUCGUACGGCAAACAAAUGAUAAUUCAACUAAAAUAUUUAUUGCUCAAUUUUUUCUUGUUUUUUUUUUCUUUUAAUUGUAAUAUAUAUUUUUUUCUCAA